UGGCGCUAUGUGAUGUGUUUUGAAUAGAUAGCUCAUCUCACAGCUGACUGAAGACAGGAUGGAGGAGGAGGAGGAGGAGGCAGACGCCGGUGUCUCUUCACGGACGGAGAGGAAAGCGUUGGAAAAGGCCAAAAUACUCCAACGAGAGAGCGAGAGGAAGCUCCUAAAACUGGUGGGACGGGUCCUGAAGAAGCCGGAGUGUGAGCGGUCUGAGGAGGAGGCCGCCGUGUUGCUGCUGCACAGAGACACUGUGGAGGAGCUCUGCAAGAGACAAGCCCGCAGGAGUGUCCUCAAGAGGAAGCAGGAGGAGCUGUACGAUGUUGCCGAUGAGCUGAAGAAUAAAGUCAAGCAGCUGGCUGAGGCAGUCGAACAAGCUAAACACCUGGUGGUAUACACCGGAGCCGGCAUAAGUACGGCCGCUUCCAUCCCAGACUACAGGGGCCCCAAUGGGGUGUGGACACAGCUACAGAAGGGCCAGAGCGUCAGUUCGUCUGACCUGAGUAAAGCUGAGCCGACCCUCACGCACAUGUGCAUUAGGAUGCUUCAUAAGGAAAAGCUGGUAAAGCAUGUUGUUUCUCAAAACUGUGAUGGACUUCACUUGCGUAGCGGUCUACCCAGAAAUGCCCUGUCCGAGCUCCAUGGAAACAUGUUUAUUGAGGUGUGUACAUCCUGUUCCCCGGUCAGGGAGUCUGUCCGUUUAUUUGACGUGACGGAGCGGACCUCGCUGCACCGCCACGGGACAGGCCGCAGGUGCAGCCAGUGUAGUGGUGAACUCAGGGACACCAUAGUGCACUUCGGGGAACGUGGGACCCUGGAGCAACCUCUCAACUGGAAGGGAGCUGGAGAAGCUGCAGAGAUGGCGGAUGUUAUCCUCUGCUUAGGCUCCAGUCUUAAGGUUUUGAAGAAAUACGCCUGUCUUUGGUGCAUGAACAGACCAGCGAGCAAAAGGCCCAAACUCUACAUUGUCAACCUCCAGUGGACACCAAAAGAUGAUCUGGCUGUGCUAAAAAUUAAUGGCAAGUGUGAUGAUAUCAUGAGACUUCUUAUGGAGGAGCUGAACAUGCAGAUUCCUGUAUAUGACCGGUCAGAGGACCCCAUCUUCAGUCUAGCCACAUCUCUGCUGCAAGAUGAGGUCAACAGCCACACUCGUGAGGUCAUCGCUCCCUUUGAUGGGCAGGAGGUCUGCUUACCUGGAUCUGCAGAGCAGGCAGAAGAAUCCACAGCGGUGCAGGGCGGCUGGUUUGGACGAGGCUACGGCAAAGGAAGGAAGAAGAAGAAGAAGAAGAAAGCUGCAUAAUCAAGGGAACUUUACAGACGCACUUGAUGGGUUCAAGUAUGUCAAAUCCCGAUAAGGGAUUCAAAUUUCGGUCCCAUAAUGAGGACAAGAUGGACUUUAGGGUGCUGUUAUGUAUUUCGGCUGCAUGGGAAACGUUUAGUCACAUGCAGCGAGUGAGUGAAGGGAAUCAUAAGUCUGAGUAUUUGUCAUUUUGGAAAUGGCACUUUGCACCAUCGACAUAAGUGUUUCAUAACAGCUUGAGCUAAAAGUGUCUCUGGUUAUGCUGUGUUAGUAGCACUAAGUAUUAUCCCAGUAAUGAGUGACAAAAGCAUGAAAAUAUUCUCACAAGCUGUCAACUCAAAAAGUGGCCAUGACACUUCAUCUGAAAAGUCAAAAGAAGGUUUUGAAACCACCUCUGCAGUGUCGUCCCCUUUUCUCAGACCCUCUGUAUGUUUAAAAAACUUGUAUUAACAACAGCAUUAAGUUUUAAUAAGUCCAACAUUCAGCUGGUUUGAGCAUAAGCUAGAUAUAAAUGGACAUUACUAUACUGGUAUUUAUAGUAAACGUUACUGUAUAUGUGCUCAUAGCAAGGUUUACCGUUCAGUGGAACUCAAGCGACUUGGUUACGUUUACUGUCAAUUUUAGAUUUUGGUGCUUCCACAGCUUUACUGAUAAGAGAUUUAAAGAGAUGUCAAACCUUUUCUACGUGUAUUACUUAUAGUGAAAUAUAUUUUUGUAGUCUUUUUCACACGUUUACAACUCGCCUUGUUGAAUGUACCUUUUUUUAACAUGGCUUAUUUGUGUUGUUUAUUUUAAAGGUAUUUUGGUUUACUUAAAUUAUUUACUUAACUCAGUCAACCUUCAUAUCUGCUGUUAUGCAUCCUCAGGUUUGCAGGCUAAGUAGUACAGCUGUUCUUGUACCUUGGUUUACCAGAGUUGAUGAAUUUGCCUUUUGUUUACAUUUUUUUAUCUUAACUUUUAUUCAGAUGAUGCAGAGACUCUGCUUCUGUCAUAUCUCUGUCGACAAAAGUAUGAGAAGCAAAGCAGAUUUUAUUUGAUUUUCAUUAAAAUUUUAAUUAGUAGUUGCUUUGUGUAAUGUUAAAUUAGUUUCUAUGAUUGGAAACAUCAACAAAUGUGUGUCUAUUAAUCUGUCUCAGGGAUAUCCAGUGUGAUUAAUAAUCUCAUCCUGUACCAUGUAGUUUCAGAAGUUAUUAAAGGCCAGUCUUGCAACCAAGAGCUAGUGUUCAACAUUCCUUAAACAAACUAGUGGUUACACUGGAUGUGAAAAGAAAAAAGAUGCUGUACUUGUGAGACAAAGUUUUUCUCAUAUAUUAUUGGAUA
Anoplopoma fimbria (sablefish) is the source of this 2617-nucleotide messenger RNA. It is a transcript of the gene sirt7, whose product is annotated as sirtuin 7. Gene Ontology annotation, molecular function: NAD+ binding. The record is from RefSeq and is a predicted model, not a curated record. NCBI's taxonomy places the organism in Eukaryota, Metazoa, Chordata, Actinopteri, Perciformes, Anoplopomatidae. The transcript has 10 exons. The coding region runs from base 59 to 1297 and encodes 412 amino acids.